This is a messenger RNA of Engraulis encrasicolus (European anchovy), 888 nucleotides long. RefSeq names its product myb-related transcription factor, partner of profilin-like. Lineage: Eukaryota; Metazoa; Chordata; Actinopteri; Clupeiformes; Engraulidae. Gene Ontology annotation, cellular component: nucleus. The transcript is spliced from 2 exons. Bases 1 to 888 code for a protein of 295 amino acids. The record is from RefSeq and is a predicted model, not a curated record.
AUGGCCACGGUAGACAACAUGGCGAGAAAUCCGACGUUCACACCGCAGGAGCUCAAUGUCCUAGUGGAUGAGGUGGAGAAGAGGAGGGAGGUUAUUUUCAGCAAAUUUAAGAGCACAGUGACCAAUGCUGAUAAAAAUCGAGCAUGGGAGGAGGUGGCCGACCGAGUUAAUGCAGUUGGUCUCGGCUACAAGCGCAAGGCUGAAUUGGUCCGCAAGAAGUGGAGAGAUUACUCCAGUAACACCAAGGUAAAGGCGGCAGCUUUGCGCAGGGAGCAGCAGAGGACAGGGGGUGGCCCUCCGUCGGCGGAGGGCCUCAGUCCUUUGGAAGAGCGUGUCCUCGGCGUCCUCGGCGCGGAAGCCCUGGAGGGAACACCAGCCCUCGUCCCGACCAUCCACCUCCUCACAGCCCGCUUCCCAACCCUGGAGACCCCCUCCCGCCCUGGAGAAUCCCCAACCCGCCGACACCCACCUCCACCAGCCUCUACGCCCCCGACCCGCCGAGACCCACCUCCACCCUCUACCUCCCCGUCCGGAUCACCCCGGUCCACCCGCACUACAUCCUUGGCGUCCCCUUACCCCAGGAGGCAGCAGCUCAGACGGUGCCGGGACCACUGUGACUGCUGCGACACCCUCCUGAGGUUAGAGGAGGAGAAGGUGUCCCUUCUCCGGGGGAUUCGUGAGGAGCUGUCGGCGCACAGGGAGCAGCAGCAGCGGCAGCAUGAGGAGACGAUGGUUUACAGAAGGGUGAAACUAGAUCUGCCGCGACGAGCCAGUGCCAGGCCAGCGGGUAGUGCCAGGCUAGCGGGUACUACCAGGCCAGUGGGUACUGCCAGGCCAGGGGAUCCAGCCAGACCAGCAGGUACUGCCAGACCAGCGGAUCCUGAAUGA